Messenger RNA from Penicillium nucicola, 1740 nucleotides. RefSeq lists its product as uncharacterized. Lineage: Eukaryota; Fungi; Ascomycota; Eurotiomycetes; Eurotiales; Aspergillaceae. The record is from RefSeq and is a predicted model, not a curated record. Bases 1 to 1740 code for a protein of 579 amino acids. The transcript has 5 exons.
AUGCCGUCCACGUCUAGAAGAGCUUGGGUCUCAGAACGGAUAAGAAGUAAUUUGGAAAAGCAAAACGAAAUCGAAAAGAUUGAGUGCGAACUCGCAAUCUAUCGGAAAUCUUGCUCCCAAGGUGCGGCCGUAGUUCGACUUAGCGACUUGAAGUGUGAUACGGACUUCAGUCGACAUAUUACUAAUCAUCGAAAUGUCGACCGCCUUGAGAAAAUCUUUGACUAUCAAGGGUUCCUUCGUCUCCAGGAGAAAUACCACAUACCGGUCAUGAUCGACACGUCUGAUUGGCAGGAACGAGUUAAGUGGGAAGAGUCGGCGACAUUAGCGCCACAAGCACAACUACCACAAUUGCAGGUAGACGACGGUUAUCGCUUCUUUGUAUUAGAUCACGAGGAUGUCAUUGCUGCAGCUAAAAAGAGAUUCAAGGAAUUGGACGUUGAAGAUCCCUGGUGUGUCGUCGAUAUCUACGUUACGAACGCUAGAGAUGCCUGUAAUCAACGGGAAGAGCUUAUUCGCAGUCUACAAGAGAGCUAUUCAAACGACCAUUUCCCCUCGGACGGUCUAAUUUAUCGAAAAAUCCGCCAUUACCAAGGCUAUCCAAACGUAGCAACAGCUAAUACGGUAGCCGAAAAUUACUGGUGGGCUGUCUUGGAAAGCUCCCCAGGAAGCAAAAAAGGGGGUCGAAGUAAGAAAGGGGCCUAUCUACGAUCGCUACUUGACAAUGAGAAUUUACGCGAAAGUUUCGAUGACCUUCUUCCCAUCAAUGGACUUUGGGAUGGUAUGAAUAUUGGUGUAUUACACAAGUUGAUGGCGAUGAAAACCGAGGAGCCAAUCAUCUGUUAUCUGAGAAAGAUAAAAGAUACUUUCUAUGGUCUGACAGGUGGAGACCAAGAAAUCCUGGGUGCUAUUGAUGCAGAAACCAUCAAGAAGAUCAAAUCACGGGCACCGAAAGUUUCCGAAGUGGAUCUUAAACUGGGUCUGCACGAGCGGCCAGACGAUAUAGACCUACAGGAUCUAGAGCACCACUUUCUCUGGUUAGCGCAUCAACGUGGGUUCAAAGUUCCGGCCGACGAGCUACAAUAUGUUGAACUUCCGCGUGUAAUACCAGGUGAUUUCCCACCUGACAAUGAAGAUGAUAAAGACGUCAGUGUCGAGAGGCGAAGCGGAAAGCCUUUCACAGACUCCGUAAACGCGGACCGUUUUGCUCUCUCAAGAUGCUCAUUACAAAGUACUAGUGACUUUGAUCGAGUCAGCGCGGGCUUCGUGCGGCGUUCCGUUUUCAAAGCCUUUUUUGAUUACUUCGAUUCUGGAAUACCAGGCAGUCCAGUUCCAUCUCCGCCUCCCUCUGUGGCCGAGUCACCCCCAGAUGAGAUCGAUAAUCUCCUUGCAGAUAUCGAGUCUGCAAUAGAAGCAGAUAGAAGACAAAAUAACUCACACGCAGAUGCUGGAUUCACGUAUGGGCCACAUGCGGUGGACCCUAUUGUACCACAAUACUCACGGCAAGACAGACAUGGUAAUUCUGAGUCAGCUGCCUGGGGCCAGCAAGGCGAUAUAGAUCCCUUCCAACAGGCAAACCAAUGCGAGAGACAAGCAGUAGCCCCGGCCUUCCGGAUUGUGAUCGAUGUCGGGAAAACACCGGAGGUGCUAUUGUUGCCGAGCAAAAUCGAAGGUUUAAUGCAAUUCGUCGAGGAUUAUCAUCGGAUGAUUGCUACCAGCAUUAUGAGAGACACCCUGACGUAA